Stegastes partitus (bicolor damselfish) is the source of this 3486-nucleotide messenger RNA. RefSeq lists its product as uncharacterized. Bases 10 to 1515 code for a protein of 501 amino acids. NCBI's taxonomy places the organism in Eukaryota, Metazoa, Chordata, Actinopteri, Pomacentridae. The transcript is spliced from 2 exons. The record is from RefSeq and is a predicted model, not a curated record.
GGCCCGACUAUGGUUCACACCUGCGUGGUGGCCGGCUGCAGGAACAGGAGGACACCGGGGACCAGCCUGUCGUUCUACCGGUUCCCCCGGGACCCCGAGAGGAAGCAGCGCUGGAUAGCUGCCGUGAACCGGGAGGGCUGGGUACCGAACGACGGCAGCCGGCUGUGUAGUACUCACUUCAUCUCAGGUAAACAGGUGAAGAACCCACGGUCACCAGAUUAUGUUCCUUCUGUGUUCACCGCUGCUCCAUCGUCCCCAGAGAUGAAGGAACCAGGUGCCUUAGAGAUCCUGGACAAGCAGGAGGCUCGCGUGGAGGCUGCCAAUGCCUUGUUGUUCCUGCAGGGUCAGGGCAGGUCUGCUGAGGAGCAGGAGGAGCUUCCUGGGGAGCUUCCUGAGGAGCAGGAGGCCAUCGUGGAGGAAAGUGUUUCCUCUUCAGUCAGCACAGAUGAAGACGAUGAUGACGAUGAAUCUGUGAGUGACAGUAAGAAGGGAAAGUUUGCUCAGACGUCCGACGCUCCGGUGAACUUUGAUGACAUCCUGAAGGCCCUGAAGAAGGAGAACCAGGCGCUGAGAGAGUCUGUGGACAGAAUGUCGCUCUCCGAGAACUCUCUGAGGAACGAUGCCGAGAAGGUGAAGUUCUACACCGGUUUACCAAACUACUUUGUGUUGGAGACGGUCAUGUGGCUGUUGGCUCCUCACAUGGACGGCAUGAAGAACGUGAAGCUGUCUAAGUUCCAGCAGCUGCUGCUGACGCUGAUGCGACUCCGUCUGGACCUCCGUAACCAGGACCUGGCCUACCGCUUCGGCGUGAAGGUCGGCACGGUGACCAGGACGGUGCACCGGAUGGUCAACAUCAUGUCCUCCACUCUGGUGCCCACGGCCGUCUUCUGGCCCUCCAGAGCUGAGCUCCGGAAAAACCUGCCGGCGGCGCUGCGAGCCUCCCACCCCGACUGCGCCGUCAUCAUAGACUGCUUCACGGUGCCCUGCGAGGAGCCGGUUUCCCGGGGCAACCAGCAGCAGGGGGCGCCGCAGGGCUCCGAGGCCGGGGCCGGCUGUAACGUGCUCAAGUACCUGGUGGGCGUGGCUCCGCAGGGCGUGGUCACCUUCGUCUCCAGGGGCGUGCUGGGGAGCGUCAGCGAUAAGAGCCUGGCCGAGGGAUGCGGGCUGCUCUGCAAGCUGCUGCCGGGAGACGUGGUGCUGGCCGCGCGGGAUCUGGACAUCGCAGAGUCGGUUGCCGCUCGAGGAGCUUCGUUCAAAACCGCCGGCGGUCGCAGAGAGACCGCCGCAGGGUCGGAGGACCGGCCGGCCGAUGCCUCCUUGGAGGCCAGCGUGCAGAGACACGUGGAGAAGGUGAUCUCCAUGGUGAAGCGGCGGUACGCCAUGCUGACCGGCCCGGUGGAGAGUCCCUUCACCGCCGCCUCAGAGCGGACCUCCAACCUCUCCACCUUCGACAAGAUUGUUCAAGUCGCCUGUGCCUUAAACAACCUGUGCAUCUCUGCUGCUCCGCUGGAGUGACUGCGGAGAGGCGUGGUCCUCCUCCAGUUCCCUUUACUGCUGUGGACUGUCCGUGUUCUGUUAGAACCACACAGAUCUCUAUGUAGGUCACUUUAUUCUCGGCAACAGGAGCUGCUGGGAUGUGAUGUCAUGAAGUUAUGCAAUUCACCUGAAGAAGAAUGACUGGAAUUUAAAUGUGUUUAAUUUAAGCUUUGGAUGAAAACAGCCUAAAUCUGAGGUCAAAGCCGUUUUUAUUGUGUUUUGUGCUGAUGGUAAACUUGGAGGUGUGAACUAAGAGACAUACAGAUGUUUACUGCUCCUCCUCCUCCUCCUCCUCCUCAGACCUCCUCAACUAAAAUAACUUAAUCCUAACGUGAGCCAAUCAGAAUGAUAUAAAACAUGUUCACAUAAACUACAUUUAUUAUGAAUUCCCAGUGAAGCUGCUCUCAUCCAGAUGUUUGAAGAUUAUUGUGUCAAACAACAGAACAAGUGUGAAAAGUUGUCAGAAGCUGGUCCAGACCAGCAGACUGUCAGCGUUUCCUCUGAUCGACCUGCAUCAGAAACUGCAGCUGCUGAUUUCACCUCCAGUUACAGAAAAGGUUUGUUGGCUUAAACCAGAUUCUGUUUGUUUUCUUGAAACGAAGCAGGUCAGCGUCAUGGACUGGACUCCCUGCUCAUCACUGCUGGGUCCGGCUGUCCUCUGGAACCUUCUGGUGGGUUUUGUUCUGUCCCGAGUCCAGGUUCUGGGUCUCGAUGAAGAGAAGAAGCUCAUUUCCAGCCGUUUUCACUCAUCAUCUCAGCAGGGCUUCACUCAAUAAACCGGCGUCCUGCAGAAACUGAAGCCAGAUCGAAGGUUCCAACAAUGAUGUUCAGCUUCCUCUAGUGCUUAAGCAAGUCACCGUCUUCAAACUAAUCCAGCAUUUUGGCGAAAUGUUCAACUUCCUUAUUUAAUACAAAGCUGUCAGGUGUUGUCUGUGCUGGUGAGGAAGGAAAGUUUCACGUUUCGUUUGUUUCUGUCAGUCACACUGGGUCAGAACCUUCCUAUAAAGGAUGGUUUGUCUGACAGAAAACAGUGUUUGUUGUGUUUUUUCUCGGCUGAGCUUUAAUCGACCCUCCAGCUGAGCAGACCUACAUUUAACGUGAAGGAUUCGUUCCCUGGUUCUGUUCAGGUUCUGAUCGUGACAGGGUUGAGAUGUUUUCAGUGACAGUAAAACCCUUUCUAGUGAAGCUCACUCAGCCGCUCGUGUUCUUUCUAGUUUCAGUAGUUUGUGAAAUGGACCUUAAAUACACGUGAACACCUGAACUGAUGGACGCAGUGAAGCAGCUGCUCGUCAGGAUCGCUCAGAGCAGAUGGUGGUUCUCCGACCACCGGACCUCGGUGGGAGUCCAGCAGUGUUUCAUGGUUCUGAACGCGUCUUCUGUCUGUCUUCACCAGUCUCCAUGAGCAGGAGCUGCAGCCAACAGCUAAUGUCGCUAUUGAUCGAUCAGCUGCUUGAAAGGUUUUGAUCAGAGUUUCCUCAAGCGUCUGUUUCUGUCCAAAGACCUGGCACAGAGGAAGAAACCAGAAAAGAUUCACAGUGAAGAAGCUGAAUGUAAGAGUUCGGACUCUUUUACUCAAACUGGUUGAUUAGUUCAACUGUUGAUGGUUUAUUGAUGAUGUGUUUGCAUUAAACUGGUUUCUGUGUCUGACGCUCAGCUGUCGGAGCUCCGCUUGCUGCUGCUGUAGGAGAAUAAAAAGCAGCUGUUUAGAGGAUUCUAAAGAAACGAGACCAAACGGUUCAGUUUAAAGCUCUGUGACGAAAUGUUCAUGAAGCUCUGAUGUUGUGACACAAACGGUUUGUGAUGUUUGAAUUCACCUUUCCUUUCUUUUUGGUUCUGAUUAACUGGUUCUGUUCGGUUCUAAUUAAGUGGUUCUGUUCUGUCUCUGAAUAUUUAGUUUCUUCAGUUUCUUUAUUUGUUUUCUGACUGAAACAUUAAAGUUUGUAAAAAGCA